UAUUUGGAACUGGCAGAGUUCGGAAUCGCGGAGUUAAACAAGGGAAGUUGUUAGAAUAUUUUUGUGGUUUUGAUUGCAGAUUGGUGCCUUCCUAGCCUCGUAUAUUUUCGAUGCUCCAGAUAUUUGUGCAUUUAGUGAAUUUCAGUACUUGGUUUUCAAAAUGAAUUAUUACGGAUUAUUCGUCGCAAUACUGAAUUUGAGUGUGUGUUUUAUAGUUAUAAAUGCCUUCAAUUUGUCCCCGAAACCAAACAUAAUUUUCAAGUUGCCGACAAUUAAUCAGAAACAAAGUUCCUACUUUGGAUUAAGUGUUAUACUCAGGGAUUCAAGCGUUUACGUGGGGGCUCCACGAGCACAAUCUACUCUCCAGUCGCAGCUAUCUAUCGAUGAGCCAGGUGUGAUAUUUAAAUGCGUACUAAAAACUGGACGAUGUACUCCAUUCAAUUUCGAUACCAAAGGAGACAUUGCAGCAGAACCGAAUGACUACACGUGGGAUUCAGAGAAUAAAGAGCAUCAGUGGUUGGGAGCGUCUAUGGACGGUGGACCCCAUGAGAAAGAUCGUAUGGUUGUUUGCGCACCGAGAUUUUUUGCGAACAGCACUAGUCCUGAAGGGUAUCUAAUGCAUGGCAUUUGCUAUGUUGCCGCAAAUACGAUUGGCGACCAGCCAUCCGAAGUCCGUAAAAUCUCUCCUCUUCGUUUGAAACGCGAUCAAACUCGCGAAAUAAAUGGCAUGUAUUAUUUUUAUAAUGCUUAUGCCCAGAUGGGCUUCAGCGUGCACAAUGUUGAAAGCAAGGAUGAAAUUAUAUUCGGUGCUCCAGGUCUAGCAACAUGGAAAGGUUCGAUGGUUAGAUAUCGGGAGAAGGAUUAUAAGGAUCAAGAUGUGAGUAGAAGUCGACGCGAUACCCACAGGAGCAUAAGGAAGCGCGAAUUAAAAGAAUACAUUAGUGAUGUGCUACAACCGGAGCUUUGGGCGCAACCAAAUGAUACCUACUUUGGGUAUUCAGUGACAUCGGGUUAUUUCCAUGGGCCAAACUCGACAAAACUCUUAUAUCUAGCAUCAGCCCCACAAUCAGAUGCAAAAGAUGGAGAGGUUUAUCUAUUCUCAAUUGAGCCUACCCGGUACAGCACACUAACAAUCACUAAGCAAUAUGUUUUCGAAGGAACACAAUUUGGAGAAUACUUUGGCUACAGUCUUCUCGCUGAGGAUAUUAAUGGCGACAAUUUCACUGAUGUGAUUGUUUCAGCUCCCAACUACUACAUAACGAAUAGUUAUGAGAACGGAGCCGUCUAUGUAUUUCUUAACCUAGGACAAGUGCCCCGCAAAAGACAAGGUCGUCCGAGUAAAUUUAGACAGGUUUCAUUUAGCCAGCCAAUCAAGGUAACUACUGGAAAGCUAACAAGAGAGCGUUUCGGCACGACGGUUACCAAAUUAGGAGACAUAAAUUUGGACGGAUAUAAUGAUAUUGCGGUUUCUGCACCAUUUUCCGGGAGUGGUACGGUCUAUAUUUACUUGGGUGGACCAAACGGUUUAAGGCUGAAACCCAGUCAAAUCAUUCAAUCUCCAAAUCCCUUUUCAGCAGUUAAUCAACCAAUGUUUGGUUUUGGAUUAUCAAAAGGCGUCGACUUUGAUUCAAAUGGAUAUAAUGAUCUAGCAAUUGGAGAGCCAGGGCUCGAUGCAACGUAUGUUUAUCGUAGCUAUCCAGUUGUGAAAAUUAUUGGAACUAUUGAUUCACCAAGCCGGCAAAUUCAAAUCGACCAAAACAAGGUUCAAAUCAAAAUUUGUUGGUCACUACAGACUAGAUCCAAAAAUGUAACCGCGCAAGAAGUUAAUUUCAGUGUAAAAUUCGACCCGAUUUUAAAGAGGCUUCAAGUGCCUACUACAGAUACAACAUUUAAAGCGGUGGCAAAAGCUCAAACCCAAUGUAAAAUAUACGACGCUACAGUGAAAGUCUCCCUUCGAGAUAUUUUCCGACCAGUAGAAAUCGAUUUGUAUUAUAGUUUGGCCAACAGCAUCCAGAAUGUUAAUGCAUUUUGUGAAACUUGCGCAGUAGCUGAUCCUGAAGAUCCCAAGUUUGUCUCACAGAAAAUCGCAUUCAUGACUGGCUGCAAAAAUGAAACAUGUGUAGCGAACUUGAAACUUAAGAGUCUUGGCAUCAAGUCACCUUUUAUACUCGGAAGCAAGGAUAAUAUCAUAGUCAAAUACAUAAUUCGAAAUGAAGGAGAAAAUGCAUAUUUACCUCAGAUCAAUAUAACUUCAUCAAAUAAUAUGCCAUUUACAAGGAUUCCAUCUGCAUGUUCAUUACUACGUGUCGCUACCCUUCAAUGCAACCUCAAUGAUUAUCGACCUUUAGGAAACAUGCAAACUGCAUCCAUAGAAAUCAGCUUCGACAGUUCGAAUUUACAAGGUACAAAAGCCGUUAUCCGCGCGCAAGUAUUCAGUGUUGGAAACGAAUCUAAUCCUAUAGAUAACGUUGUAGAAGACGUUAUAUUGUUUACGGAGUUCAGUCAGGUUGAAGUAUCAGGAGAACCUCUUACACCUUCAAUAAGUUUGGAAGAUGGUCUAGGUUUUAAGAAAAUAAAAAAUCAAGCUGAGAUACGCAACCUUGGCCCUAGUUUGGUUAAGCAAAUGGAGGUGACCCUCCAGAUCCCGCUGGCUUAUAUUAUACCAAAAUCGCAUAUAGAAUUGCCUUUAAUUGAUUUCAACAACAUAACACUCGUUGCCCAAUACAACAACCGAAAUUUGGACAUAACUUACAAGCAAAAUGGAUCUAUUUUAAUUCCAACUCUUACAGCUCGAUCCGCAGCAACUCAAGUGGAUUCUAGUAAAUCCCCUAAACCGAUAACAGCUAAUAAAGACCAUACGCUGAAGAGCAUAUCGUCCCAGGAUUAUGACAGUAUCGCUAAAAGGCCAGUAGAUACCGAAAUAGCUAAAGAGCUAUCCGGAACUGUACCGAUAAACAGGACCGUCUUCUUUAACUGCUACGAAAACAGUGACGUCAAAUGUGUUGAAGCUAUCUUCACUGUUACUCAUUUCCAACGGGAAGCUUCCAUAAAUAUUUCAUUCAGUUACACCCUCGACUUAGAUAUCGUUAACAAAAUCUUGAUACCGGAGAAAGACUUUUUCGUAGUAACUACGUUGGUAGAACUUUCAAGAUUGGAUGACCUUAAGGGAACUACCAUACAGAUGAGUGGAGGCUUCCCGAACAAUACUAUUUCCAAACACCAUCUGUACAGCACUCCAAUCUGGGUGUAUAUCGUCUCAGCAAUCGGAGGACUGCUGAUUCUAUUGGGAAUCACUUAUGGAAUGCAUAAGCUCGGGUUCUUCAAGCGUGAUAAACUGCAAGAACUACAAGCUGCCAAACAUGAAACACAACCAUUAAACCAGGAAGCAAGUGAAACUUGAGAGCAUCGGAU
This is a messenger RNA of Hermetia illucens (black soldier fly), 3411 nucleotides long. RefSeq names its product integrin alpha-PS3-like. The coding region runs from base 161 to 3400 and encodes 1079 amino acids. The record is from RefSeq and is a predicted model, not a curated record. The transcript is spliced from 17 exons. Gene Ontology annotation, biological process: cell adhesion mediated by integrin; cell-cell adhesion; cell-matrix adhesion. Gene Ontology annotation, cellular component: integrin complex; external side of plasma membrane. Gene Ontology annotation, molecular function: integrin binding. NCBI's taxonomy places the organism in Eukaryota, Metazoa, Arthropoda, Insecta, Diptera, Stratiomyidae.